AUGGGUUCCAAAAAGUCGCAAUCGAAGCCUCCCCCGAGCGCUGCUCUGGAUUAUAAGCCCGCGAACAAGUUGAGGCGUCAAAUGCUUCAUGUCAAGCGCAAGCAGGCCAAGGACUCAGAGCGACGAGCAGAACGAUUUGGAAGAAAAAAGGAAGAAGCCAAAAACCCGAAAUUGAGGGAGGAGCGUCUCAAGCGGAAUAUCCCGCUGACUCUGGACCGGAAACGUGUCUGGGACGAGGCCGGUAGUGACGUUGAAGAUGCCCUCGGCCUCAGCGUUGAUGUCGAGCGCAUCAAGCGACAGAGGAAAGAAGAGGAGGACGAACUUAACAGACCCUUGGAAGACAGCCAGUCGGGCUCGGACGAAUCUGAAGAUGAUGUCGACAGCAUGCUAGCCACCAGCGACGAGGAAGAGGACGGCGACGACGACCAUAACGAUGAAGAAGGCGGAGCUGGGAAGGCUAAGAAGGAUGAUAAUCGGGGGCGCAAAAAGUCCUCCCUUCCUUCUGCUACAGAACGAGCAACCAGUCCGAGCCAGUCGACUCGGAGUACGAACCUCAACCUAGCGCCAGAGGCUCUCGCCGCCAAAUUCCCAACGCUGUUCACUUCAGAGCCUCCUCCGACACCCAAGAUCCUCAUCACCACCUCGCUCAACUCUACCCUUCAUAACGAGGCGAAAUCCCUUACCAAUCUGUUUCCUAACAGCGUUUACAUUCGUCGUACGGCCCAUCGCUACUCCCACAAGUUCUCCAUCCGCGAAAUUGCUUCCUUCGCAUCAAAUCGGAACUAUACCACCGUCGUGGUUCUCCAGGAGGAUCAGAAACGACCUUCUGGUCUGACAAUUGUCCACCUACCUCAGGGACCCACCUUUCAUUUCACCAUCAGCAGAUGGAUAGAGGGCAAAAAGCUUCCGGGACAUGGAAAUGCCACAGAGCACUGGCCGGAACUGAUCCUGAACAACUUCCGGACUCCUCUUGGUCUGCUUACAGCCCAUCUCUUCCGGAGCAUGUUCCCACCACAACCGGACCUGGAAGGACGUCAAGUCGUCACAAUUCACAACCAAAGAGACUACCUGUUUCUCCGGCGUCAUCGUUAUGUGUUCCGUGAGAAGCGCGAGACUGAGAAGAGUGUCGUUGGCACAGACGGCAAGGAGAUUAAGGGUGUGGAAGGCAUUCGUGCCGGCCUUCAAGAGCUCGGUCCCGCGAUCAACUUCAAACUGCGGCGAGUUGACAAGGGCAUCCAACGUGCUAGCGGACAGGAGUGGGAGUGGAAGGGAAGCAUGGAGAAACAGCGUACCAAGUUCCAGCUGUAG
Messenger RNA from Aspergillus novofumigatus IBT 16806, 1308 nucleotides. RefSeq names its product rRNA-binding ribosome biosynthesis protein RPF1. Bases 1 to 1308 code for a protein of 435 amino acids. Gene Ontology annotation, biological process: maturation of LSU-rRNA; maturation of 5.8S rRNA. Gene Ontology annotation, cellular component: preribosome, large subunit precursor; nucleolus. The transcript has a single exon. The record is from RefSeq and is a predicted model, not a curated record. Gene Ontology annotation, molecular function: rRNA primary transcript binding. Lineage: Eukaryota; Fungi; Ascomycota; Eurotiomycetes; Eurotiales; Aspergillaceae.